AUGACCCACGACGCCGUUUGGUUCUCUCGUCCCCGCAAAUUCGGCAAGGGUAGCCGUCAGUGCCGUCUGUGCGCGCACCAAGCUGGUCUCAUUCGCAAGUACGGCCUUGACCUCUGCCGUCAAUGCUUCCGUGAGAAGUCCGCCGCAAUCGGUUUCGUGAAGAACCGGUGA
Heterobasidion irregulare TC 32-1 is the source of this 171-nucleotide messenger RNA. RefSeq lists its product as uncharacterized. NCBI's taxonomy places the organism in Eukaryota, Fungi, Basidiomycota, Agaricomycetes, Russulales, Bondarzewiaceae. Gene Ontology annotation, molecular function: zinc ion binding; structural constituent of ribosome. Gene Ontology annotation, biological process: translation. The transcript has 3 exons. The coding region runs from base 1 to 171 and encodes 56 amino acids. Gene Ontology annotation, cellular component: ribosome; cytosolic small ribosomal subunit. The record is from RefSeq and is a predicted model, not a curated record.